GUUUUCCUCUUUCUUGAUUUAGGCCUCCAGGAGUUCCAGGCGUAAGUGGUGAGACGAGAGGUCUUUGAAAAAGACUAGUCUGCCCUUAGAACUCUAGCUCUGAAGAGGAAAGAAAGAUGAUCAGAGAACAGCAACUCAGGCAAAACUUAGCUCCCGUCGAUGAGUAACUGUUGCGUGUUCUGAAAGAAUGGAUCAUUAGUCUAACAAAUUCUACCUCCUAAUGAAAAGUGUAUUGAGACCAGUUGUUUUAUAAGGAAUUAAUCUAUGUGAUUAACUGUACGAUUUUAAAAAAUGCUUUGCAGCAGACCGCAUCCGACUUGGGGCCGAGGCCCCUCCGGGUGUUGGUGCCUUCCCUUCGGAUCAGCCGACGGGGGGAGGACUAGCACGCUUGGCGGGGAUGAAGCUCAACUCCCGACGGCUCGUCCUUUGUGCCGGGGACGGGAGCGCGGCGCCCUCCGUCCGCAGUGAGGGCUUCAGGCCGCCCAGCCUCCGCCCCGCCCCUGCCCGGCAGCCUCGCCGCGCCGCGCCUCCUCGCUGGAGCCGCUCUCGGGCCACGGGAAGGGACACUCGGAGCCCCUUCUCCUUCUGGAUGAGGCGAGGUCCCUGAAAGGCCGAGAGCGGAGGACAGUAGCAAGGAGCCGAAGGCACGCCCGUUCGCGCGGGCGGCUCCAGGACUUCAGGUUGUGCUUAACUUUCAUGAAAGGAAGCACAGGAAUAUCUGCAGGAAGCCAGCCACUGGACCUAAUGAAGGAUGCCUGUGUGGAAACAUUUUGAUGUGUCAGUGUCCUCAUUGUACAGUGUGUGCCAUUCUUUUGCAGUCUCAGAGAGAAUAGUAUGAAAGAAAAUAUUUUGUGAAAUAAGAAGCUCCUUUUCCACCAUUAAUGACCAACAUGUAUUAAGAUGGACAUCUAUUCGACAGAAUAUGAAGUUCUAUGGUCUCAAAGAAGCAAGCACCCAUUGAAAACUGAUCCUAAAUAAAAACAGACUUGAAUGGACAUCAGAAUGUUUGUUGGUCUUAGAAGAGUAAAAAAAUGGCAGUUUGUUCAUUUAUUUGCCACUUGUUUUAUCCUAAGCCUCAUGUUUUUUUGGGGACCAAUUGAUAAUCACAUUGUGAGCCAUAUGAAGUCCUACUCCUACAGAUACCUCAUCAACAGCUAUGACUUUGUGAAUGACAGCCUGUCUCUUAAGCGCAGCACAGAGAGGGCUACUCGCCACCAGUACUUGAUUAACCAUGAGGAGAAGUGUCAAGCAGAAGAUGUCCUCCUUUUACUGUUUGUAAAGACUGCUCCUGAAAACUAUGCUCGACGAUCUGCAAUUAGAAAAACGUGGGGCAAUGAGGAGUAUGUUCGGUCUCAGCUUAAUGCCAACAUCAAAACUCUGUUUGCCUUAGGAACACCUUCUAGUUCACUGAGGAAAGAAGAACUGCAAAGAAAACUGGUUUGGGAAGAUCAAAUGUACAAUGACAUAAUUCAGCAAGACUUUGCUGAUUCUUUCUAUAAUCUUACUCUUAAAUUACUUUUGCAGUUCAGUUGGGCAAACAGCUUUUGUCCACAUGCCAAAUUCCUUAUGACUGCUGAUGAUGACAUAUUUAUUCACAUGCCAAAUCUUAUUGAAUACCUUCAAAGUUUAGAACAAAUUGGUGUUCAAGACUUUUGGAUUGGUCGUGUUCAUCGUGGUGCCCCUCCCAUUAGAGACAAACGCAGCAAAUACUAUGUGUCCUAUGAAAUGUACCAGUGGCCGGCUUACCCUGACUAUACUGCUGGAGCUGCCUAUGUGAUCUCUAGUGAUGUAGCUGCCAAAGUCUAUGAGGCAUCACAGACACUGAACACUAGUCUGUACAUAGAUGAUGUGUUCAUGGGCAUCUGUGCCAAUAAAAUGGGAAUAGUACCACAAGACCACAUGUUUUUCUCUGGGGAAGGUAAAACUCCUUACCAUCCCUGCAUCUAUGAUAAAAUGAUGACAUCUCAUGGGCAUGUAGAAGACCUGCAGGACCUUUGGAAGGAUGCCACAGAUCCUAAAGUAAAAACAGUUUCAGAAGGCUUUUUUGGUCGAAUCUACUGUGGGAUGGUUAAGAUAGUUCUCCUUUGCAAAUUGACCUAUGUGGACACAUAUCCUUGUAGGGCUGCCUUUGCCUAAUAAUACUUGAAUGUUGUAUGUUUUCACUGUCACUGAGCCAAACCUGGAUGGAAAAACCUUUAAGUGUUUGUCUGUACCCUAAGUAGAAAGACUAGGAGACAACAAAGAAAUAUUUUGAAAUCCCAGCCUACCAGAAUGUUCCUUUGAUUCUAGAAUCUACUCAAUGUAACUUACCUACUUCAUUGCCUGAAUUUAUAUUUAGAAAAGGUUUAUGAAAACAAAACUAAAGGGACAUGCUCUCACUUAAUGCCACAUGUAUAUUUGAGGUGUAGAGAAGUUAUUAAGGUACCUUGGUUAGAAUAACUGCUUUGGAAAAUACCAAGUAAGUGUAUAGUACAGUAUUUCAAAGAAAUGCAUAUAUUGUUAGACCAGGUGUACAAGCUAAUUUUUAUUUAAGAGCACUUGGUAGAGAUCAUGGGGCCAGGGGAGGAUUGGCAUGGGAGAAAGUACAUGAAUCUGGUAAAAGCAAGUCUCCAAUUUCUUUAGAAACAGCCAAAUCACUUGUGACAUCCAUGUAGCUCUUUUACCUAGAUAGUUGGAAUCACUUAAAAAUAUAUUUAUGUCUUUUUUUCAAAGUUUAAUGUGAAAUUUGAGAAGUCAUUAGCUCUGCCCUAACUGGUACUUUAUAUGGGUUUUUUUGAUUAUUAGAAAUGACACAAACCACAGGCAGUUUACAAUCCAUAGGGUCCUUCUCUAGGGAGAAAUCAUUAAUUCAAGCAAGCUGAUUUCAGUUUAGUGACUUUUUCAACUGAUGUUUAUAUACUCAAUAUCAGUCUGUGUUUCAGGCAGUUACUUGAAUGUAAUUUGCAUAGAAGAAUAUAAUAAUGGAGAAGACUUAAAAAUAGAAGAGAUCAAAAGUCUCUCUUCUCCAUAAUUUACAAAAUAAAAUUCUUAGUGUCUAAUAUUAAUGAUUACUAAAAUUAGCCCACCCCUCUCCAACAAGGUCUCAUGAACCACAGUACUUUGUUCCACGUUCAGAUUUUAAAAUUGAGAGUAUUAAACAUCAAAUCAAAGCUAUAGUAGCUUAAAAAAUAUUUUCUUUUAUCAAUAACUUUCAGAGGGAUCUUCAACUUCUAAAUAUUUUAAAUUUGAAAGCAGAAUGAAAAUGAUAGAGAAGUCACCAGAAUGAGGUUUAAAGUAUUUGUAAAGCUGUAUGUUCCUUGUAAUCAAAGAGAUGUGGGAUCUAAUAGAGUAAAUUUUAUUUUUACACAGCAGGAUGUGGCCAUGAUGCAAACAACCUCCCCUCACUACAGAAGAAUUAGGUGAUGUCUGCUUUUGGGGGAUUGAUUAUAUGAGGGGCAAAAUAGUGACUUAAGCAAAGGCCAUUAAACUGAUUAUAGAAUCUCUGAGGAGGUGCCUAUUGGGGAAAACUAGGAUGUCUUGUUUAAUUAGGUGAUACUUGAAACAUGCAAAACAAAACAGCUAAAAUAGAAUUCUCAGUAAACUGGACAUUGAUAUACUUAAUAUUUUGCAGGUAGCUUUUUAAUGUUUACAGAAACUGUUAAUUUUUUUUCUAUUUUGAAAAUUGAGGCUUGUUUACAUUGAUUGCUCAGAUAAUUUAGAAUUUUUAAGUAAUGUCAAAGCUGCAGUGUCAACCAUUCUAGCUUGUAGUGACUUUCAGAGUAGGUUCAGGGUUUCUAGAUUAUUACUGUCUAAAUUUUCUGACCAAUCUUAAAAACUAGAAAAUGAAGGCAUGUUUUGACAAAGCAGAUUUCUAAUUAAUUUUUAUCAGUUGAGUCUUUAAUAAUCAUUUGCCUUUUGGCUAUACAUACUCUGUGUAUCUAUACUUGUAACUGUUUAAAUUUGCCAUUGUUUGAAAACAUCAGUGUCUCUCUGGCCAUCGAAAUGAUCUUGUUUACAGCAAUACUUUUGUGACAUUAUUUAUUUGUGAAAAAACUCUCCUCAACUGUGUUCAUCUUUUUAUUUUUGCUUAGAGUAGAAUGGAACAGAUUUAAAUUUAAAGGAAAUAUGAAAGCACUUCCCUUUUUAAUAAGGAAAUUGCUAGAUGCCUCCUUCAUCAGACUUAAAGUACUGAGAAGAAUAUUUGUAAAUAAAAGGAUUCCAACCUUUUAAAAAGGAAGGAAAAACUUUGUGGUGCUGCAAGGCUGUCUUGAAAAUAGUCAACAAAGGGAAAAUAAAAUCAGCCUGGAUGGUCACUUGAGUAGAAGAUGGUUGUACACAGUGUUAUUGCGAAAAACGUUUUACCUCUUGGUUGAUUUCCAUCUUUUUUCCAUAUUAUUAAUUUUAUACCAAAAUGUUAAAUAUUUAUAUUAUUUGAAUUUUACUCUUAUAUGGCAAAACAAUUAGUGGGUUUUUAAAAAUAAAUCUAUGAUUUCCAAUAAACAACUUGAAAUUGUCAGCA
Messenger RNA from Manis pentadactyla (Chinese pangolin), 4498 nucleotides. RefSeq names its product UDP-GlcNAc:betaGal beta-1,3-N-acetylglucosaminyltransferase 5 (gene B3GNT5). The coding region runs from base 991 to 2136 and encodes 381 amino acids. Lineage: Eukaryota; Metazoa; Chordata; Mammalia; Pholidota; Manidae. Gene Ontology annotation, biological process: brain development. The record is from RefSeq and is a predicted model, not a curated record. The transcript has 2 exons. Gene Ontology annotation, cellular component: membrane.